AUGAUCCGAGGCAAGCUGUCUUGUACCAGCUGUAUGAUUCGGAGCAAGAAUCCAGCCUCUCUGCCCACCCCCCUGGCCUCCGCCUGCGCCCCAAGGUUAUGCCCCCUGUCGUUUGGCGAAGGAGUGGAGUUUGAUCCCUUACCACCAACGGAAGUAAGGUACACUUCCUCAGUCAAGUACGACUCGGACCGCCACUUCAUUGACGACGUCCGCCUGCCCCUGGGCCUUGCAGUGGCCUCCUGCAGCCAGACGGUCACCUGUAUCCCCAAUUGCACGUGGCGCAACUACAAGGCCGAGCUGCGCUUCGAGCCCCGCCACAAGCCCACCCGCUUCCUCAGCACCACCAUCGUCUACCCCAAGUACCCCAAGACCGUCUACACCACCACCCUGGAUUACAACUGCCGCAAGACGCUGAGGAGGUUCCUGUCCAGCGUGGAGCUCGAGGCCACCGAGUUCCUGGGCGGGGACUGCCUCUCGGAUGAGUGCUGACUGCAGGCCGGUGGGGCCCGGCCAGCGCCGCCCUGGGCCAGCUGGGCCACGCUGCCCUCCAGUGUCACUCAUGCCCCCAGGAGUUUAACCUAGAGGUGCCUCUAAGCCCAGCCUGGGGAAGAAAAACAUGUCACAGCGUCUUAUAAUAAUUGAGAGAAUUUGGUUUUAAAAAUGUUUUUAAAUAGUAUUGAAAAGGAGUGUAUUUCUAGUUUGCUGCUGCACAGUUUCCCCCAGAGUCUCAGUUUGAUGAGAAAAUAAAGAGACCACCAGAGCCAAAGGAAAAGGGGCACAAUCUGAAAUAGGGAGGGAGGGGAGCGCUUCUCGUCCAUCGGUCGGUCUGGCUGAGAAAGCGUGGAGAAAGUCUCGGGAAUGGAAAAAGUGAGUUUGGAGCGGUUCGGCCCCGGGUGUCCUCACUGCUGCGCGUGGUGCUAGUUCAUGGCUGUGAUACCCAUAUGGGCUCAAUCUGUGGAGAGCGGAGUCCAUUCCACUUUUUAUUUCCAUUUCCACUUCUAUUUCCUGCUAACCGAAACGCUUGGAAUUCUCUCAGUCUUUUCUGCAACAUCAAAAAACCCAAACCACAGAAUAAGAUGUUUUUUUAAAAAAAGAAAGGAAAGGUUCAUCCUGUUUUCACCUCUUCGGUUGGGUCAGGUCGACCGAUGGCCGGGGUUGGGAGCAAUGGCUUCGGUCCGGUUCCGCCCCCGCCGGUGGCUCCUGAGCUCAGGCCCUGGCAAAGCGCCUCGCACCCUUGGCAUCUGGUGACGUCUCCACGGGCUUGUGUAACUCUCCUGAUAUGUAUUUUGGGGUUUCCAAAUACUUUCCUGUUUUUUCAUAGAGAGGAACGGCAUUUUAAAAGAGGGCUUAGGAAAAAUGCUUUUGGGGAUCUCACGAGGGGGCUUCACUCACAGUGGGAACCAGUGGCCACACCCAGGGCCUGAAGCCAUCUGGGAGGAGACAAAUAGAGAUGUUUCUGGUGACCUGGCUCAUCAGGACGGGUGUCCUCUCCAGGAACCCUGGGUCAGCUGCUCCAGGACUCUGAUUGUGGCAGCAUCACAGAGAAGUUCUGCCAGGGCCUUAGGUCUAAGCCAGAAGCAAGGAAAUUGCUCCUGUCCCCCUCCCCCAGGUGCAAGAAGAGGCGGAGUCAAAGCAGGGACUGAUGUCACAAGUGCAGCUCCUGCGCCUGGGUGCUCUUGCGAUGGUUCACAUUUCUCUUAAGUGUUCAUUUUAGUGUAAGAGACACUAAAAUGCGUGGAGUGUGAACUGCAGAAACUUUGUGAAUUCAGCUGAACCGGCCUCGGCAGCGGGGACGGCCGCUGGGCCUGGAGGUGCAGUGGGCCAGGCUGCCUCUGGCUCGCCCCCUGCCUGCCCUGCCUCACCCCAGCCCUCACUUCCUGCCAGUCCCUGAGGUUUUUGAAUGAAGGAAGCGGCAGAUGGCUUUUCUCUUCCAGUGCUGGAAAGAACAAACGUUGAAUAUUUCCUCUGAAUACAUCCAAAUUAUGUCAAGUGCUCAUAUUGUAAGCUCGGGCUCCCACUGUGUCUCCAGGUUUCUGCUGAUGCCCCUGAAAGCAGAAUUGAUAGCUCUGUGGGUACCCUGGAGCCACAGCAGGGACUUUUGUUCUGAGGAGAGCAGGUGUGAAGAUAAUCGCACUCAUUUAAAGUCAUUGGAGGCCUAUGGAGCCUAAUUGGUGUCCUUCAGAUUUAACAGUGUGUCGCCUGUCGUGCUCCUAACUGAUCGCAAGCAUCCCUGGUGGAGCCUGCAGGGGGCUGGACCGCCCUGCGUUUGCCGUGGUGGGGCGCAGCGGGAGUCCCCCCAGAGGGGCACUCUGGGGCCCUGUCGUCUCCGUAGUCACGCAGAGCAACAAAUGCUUCCUGUGUCUGGAAAAGCAAAUUACAUGGCAUUUAUGAUAAAAAUUGAUUUUUCUCUCCGGUUCUAUAAUCUCAUCGUGUAAGACAAGUGGUAAAUGUAAUUUUUAAAUUAUGUAAAGAGAAUUUCCAAGGCUUUGCUCUGGCCCAGUGGGGACACUGGAGUGAGCUCAGAACACUGUCAUGGGCAGCGCGUCAGGGGAGGCAAGGACUGGAGAACGUGGCCUCUGACCACAGCAGUGUCCUGAGAUGUCCCCGUGGGGUUUUGUCUUAGGGGGAUUGGGUUAGGUGCAAAUCAUUCUAAGGGAGCAGAGAAUCUGAAUUAUAUCAGUAAAGUAGGUGGAAGUGAGCGAUUGCAAAGUGCAAUGAGAAUGGAGAAGCAGGUUUUAAGUUUUUCACUAGGGAACCAACAUUAGUUCGUCUAAUCCUUUCCCUGCAAACCUGCCUGGCUGAACGUUGCAGAAAAGGAAGCAAGUGAAGACACAAUGGGACGCUUCAGGGCAGAUAAAUGACAUCGGUGAAUGGUGGGUUCCUUGUUGGUUUGAGAGGCGGAAGCAACGAUUUUUAAAACUCACUCGUUAAAACCAAACAUUCCUAAGUGUACCUGAGAGAUCCAGUUUACUUAUGAAUUAAGGGCUUUUUUCUCAGGCUCUUAGAUUAUGGCUUUCAUGUAAUAAGGAUGAUUUGUAUUUUCAGAAAAAAAAAAAAAGUUGUUUUCAAAUCCAGACCUUUUAAAAAAGAAUGAUUACCUUGUCACUUGACACUUUUCCUGUUUCUAACCUUAGCAGGAUAGCAUUUGACAAAAAUGAUAUUUUAAAUUUACCUUGGACAUCUCUCCCACUCCGUUUUGCUUUGUGACUUCUUCAUUUAACAAUAAAUUAUCUUCAAAAAAAA
Molecule: messenger RNA, 3243 nt
Organism: Miniopterus natalensis
Lineage: Eukaryota; Metazoa; Chordata; Mammalia; Chiroptera; Miniopteridae
Source: RefSeq, a predicted model, not a curated record